CCCGUCGUACUAAACUCCACAGCCUCCUGUUCGGUGACACACCCGGGGUGAGAAUCGUCGUGCGAUUCCGAUUUCUCCCUUCCGCUGGUGUUCUUGACAUCACAGUGCCGGUGUAUGGAUACGCGAAACUGUUACACGUACAGCCCUUGGUCACGUCGGCAACCCCUCCCGGCCCUCAAUGACAGCUGCCGAUCCCCCGAUAUCCGCCGAUUCGGGUCUUCUUGGCAACCGACUCGGGACCAUGAUCCGACGAUGGCCGAGUACAGCCCCCUCAGCGACGCAUGUUUGGUCACGGCGAACGCGAUUCAGAGGCCUCCAACUUGUGCAAUCUUCGACCUUCGCCUUCAUGUGAGACGUUUUCCGAAACCAAAUGUCCUGUCUGACUCCAGGCCGAGAAGAUCCGCGAGGUGCGCUGUCGGUCGAAAGUAAAUUCCCGAGACGGACACACAAAGAUGGAGGAAAUGAGCCAGUAUGGAAGUUGAUGAAUUCUCACCUCUCAGGGUGCUUGAAGCCUCUGAUCGUGCCAUAUCUCAAGGGCAUCUGCAACCCCAGUCUAACACAGAUUGUCCGCAGAACUGCCCGCUUUGGCAACCCGCGCCCAGACGGGAGAGCCCGCACUCAUCCGCCUCACCCGGAUCCAAGACAACAACCCCCGUCUCAAACUCAGCGGCUGUGUGGCUGACGAUCUACCAAACAGCAACAGGAACAAUACCCUAGACGUUUCACGUAUUGCAU
Molecule: messenger RNA, 735 nt
Organism: Parathielavia appendiculata
Lineage: Eukaryota; Fungi; Ascomycota; Sordariomycetes; Sordariales; Chaetomiaceae
Exons: 1
Coding region: 482-682 (66 amino acids)
Source: RefSeq, a predicted model, not a curated record